AGUUGGACUGAACAGAGGGGCAAGUGGACUUUGAGCAACUCAAUUCAAUCUCUCAAAGUAGGCAUUUGUGUAAAGAGACAACGAUGGUGAGAUAUCUGGCAUUGGGUAGUUCUCUUGGUUAAUGUCUUUGGGCAUAAGUGAACGUCCAAGUCAUGUUUCUCCCUCCCCCAUUAACGUUGAUCCUUACUGGUAUAGCUUUCUAUUAUCUUUUUUUUUCUAGGGUUGAAUCCCUUUUCUUCUAUUUAAUGAUAAGUGUUUACGAUAGGCAACUUGUCAUAGCGCAUUCUCGUGCGCCGUACCGUCCCUACGCCUUGCCUUCUCAGACCAUCGAGUUGCUACGAUUAAGGAAGGCUGUGGCCAAUUCUUAUUCAUAAAUGUGCAUCCUAAAUUAUUGGAAGGCAUACCUCUAGCGCGU
Messenger RNA from Babjeviella inositovora NRRL Y-12698, 415 nucleotides. RefSeq lists its product as uncharacterized. Lineage: Eukaryota; Fungi; Ascomycota; Pichiomycetes; Serinales. The transcript has a single exon. The record is from RefSeq and is a predicted model, not a curated record. The coding region runs from base 153 to 374 and encodes 73 amino acids.